Messenger RNA from Castor canadensis (American beaver), 1671 nucleotides. It is a transcript of the gene Cotl1, whose product is annotated as coactosin like F-actin binding protein 1. Gene Ontology annotation, biological process: regulation of actin filament polymerization. Gene Ontology annotation, cellular component: site of polarized growth; cortical actin cytoskeleton; actin filament. Lineage: Eukaryota; Metazoa; Chordata; Mammalia; Rodentia; Castoridae. Gene Ontology annotation, molecular function: actin filament binding. The record is from RefSeq and is a predicted model, not a curated record.
ACCGCGCUGGGAGCUCGCCGGCCUCGUGUCGCUGUCGCCGUCCUCCGCUGCCCAGCCGCCUUCGGCGUGUCCCCGCCGCCUUCCGAUCCCUGCAGCCGGCCUGUGGCGCGCUCAGUCGCUUCUGGCAGUGUCCCCGCUGCGGCCUCGAGGCCAUGGCCACCAAGAUCGACAAAGAGGCUUGCCGGGAGGCGUACAACCUGGUGCGCGACGACGGCUCGUCGGUCAUCUGGGUGACUUUUAAAUACGACGGCUCCACCAUCGUCCCCGGCGAGCAGGGAGAGGAGUACGAGCACUUCGUCCAUCAGUGCACAGACGAUGUCCGGUUGUUCGCCUUUGUCCGCUUCACUACCGGGGACGCCAUGAGCAAGAGGUCCAAAUUCGCCCUCAUCACAUGGAUCGGGGAGAAUGUCAGCGGGCUGCAGCGCGCCAAAACUGGCACGGACAAGACGCUGGUGAAGGAGGUGGUACAGAAUUUCGCCAAGGAGUUUGUGAUCAGCGAUCGCAAGGAGCUGGAGGAAGACUUCAUCAAGAACGAGCUGAAGAAGGCAGGGGGAGCCAAUUAUGACGCCCAGACGGAGUAGGCCCAGCACCCCGUCCCCCCCAAAGCCUUCUGCUGCUCCACGGAGGAGGGGACCUCCGGCCCCGCUACCAGCCCACAGCCCACCAGGGAGAGAAGCAAAGAGAGGCGACGCCCCUCCUGUGUCUGCAACCUGAGUCCCCUUCCCUGCCUCCUCCUGACCCGGCUGUGUCCUGCUUCAUGACGCUCAUGAGACUCUUUCUUGGUUCCUCUAUUUCUUUUCUCACUCUUUUUCAUUCUAAAGAAAAAUCAUUUUGAUGCCACAGUCACACCUGCCAUCAGAUCUGAGGGGCCUCAUUUCUCUUGCAUUUGCUGUGGCCUGCCUGGUCUGAGCCCCUGCGGCCUGCCCUUGCUGCUAGGGCCUGGCCUGGGCACCAUCCUGGUUUUCCUUGACCACCUCCUGCUUACUGCUAAGCCAGCUGCUGUGCCAGGAGCUGUGCCAUCGGCUGCAGCCAUCAUGAGCACAUACUUUCACCCCACUAGUCAGACCAGACCUUCUAGAAUUUGAUCCAGGGCCCCGCACCCCACCUCCAUUCCAAGUUGCCUAAACUACCUGUCCUACAGAGUCAGCAUUGCCCUGUGGUGGGAAGCUUAGGUCUGGUUUGGACUGAGUAGGAAGUGGUCAAAAUUGCCUUAAAACUCACUGGCAGUGGCUUUUCUGGGUGAUCCAAAGAUAGCCUUUUGAUUUACAUCGCUGCCUAGCAUUGAGAACAGUCUGGGUCAUGGUGGGAUGGGAAGAGUAUUUCAGGGUUAACCUCAGAGACUCCCCAUUUGACAAGACUGUGGGGAGAAUGUGACUUUAGGGCCUGUGGAAACAGCAAGGCUAGCAGGGGCCAGAGGGCCUUCCCGGCCCUCUUGGGACCAGAAAGUGCGUGGCUUGAAUCCUGGGUCCGCACUGCAGUCAGAAGGAUUGCUUCGUUUUGUUUCUAAAGAAAGAUGUGAUUGGCUUGGUUCUUUGUGGGCACAUUUUGUAAAAUUCUUUUUCCUGAUUUCCUUGCUCCUUUCAUUUUGGGGAAGAAAACUGUACUGUACUGGGGUUGUAAAGCCCAUCUCUGGCACUCAAACAGUUUACAGAAAUAAAUGUUUUUUUUCAA